Strongylocentrotus purpuratus (purple sea urchin) is the source of this 3899-nucleotide messenger RNA. It is a transcript of the gene yap1, whose product is annotated as transcriptional coactivator YAP1. Lineage: Eukaryota; Metazoa; Echinodermata; Echinoidea; Camarodonta; Strongylocentrotidae. The record is from RefSeq and is a predicted model, not a curated record. Gene Ontology annotation, molecular function: protein binding; transcription coactivator activity. The transcript has 8 exons. Gene Ontology annotation, biological process: hippo signaling; positive regulation of transcription by RNA polymerase II. Gene Ontology annotation, cellular component: nucleus; cytoplasm. Bases 338 to 1945 code for a protein of 535 amino acids.
AUAAUUUGCAUGCAAGGUCGGGCUUUGGUGUAUGGGUACUCAGCUGUGUACUCUACCACAGCGGAAAAGUAUACGAGGCGAACUAACUUACGAGACCGUACAGGUGAAAUACGCCGUGUGCAACCGGAUACUCUGUGCGAGAAGUUGUGUAUCGGAAUGGCAUUGAGGUACAUGGUGUAAAGAUGCGGCGAUGAUAGUUAACUGGUAUAAAACUUAUAUUUUACGCGAUUGCUGAUACUGUCACCAUCUAGAAGUUCAUUUUAUUAUAUGCUAAGCGAAAAGGGGAUUCUGGAGUCAAGGAAUUAGUGAGAAAUUCGGUGAGAAAAGCGGAAAGAAAAUGGAGCCGGCAGGAGGAAGAAAACAGAAUGCUGUCGUGCACGUACGAGGGGACUCGGGAGCAGAGUUGGACGAUUUGUUUCGCAAUGUUUUGAACACGCCCGAGGCAGCCGAUAAAGUUCCAUCGCAAGUGCCAUGGCGAAAGAGAAACAUGCCCGCCUCUUUCUUUCAAGAACCAAGAAUAAGCCAUUCGAGGGAGUCGAGCGCAGAUUCGACGAAUUACUCUGGAAAUAUGUCGAACGCUAGCCAUGAAAUUGCCAGUCGGAGCUUGGGCCCGCAGGGGAUGACGAUCGCCCACAGCAGAGCGCACUCAUCUCCGGCUUCGCUACAGGAGAUGAGGAACAUAAACCCUCAAGAUGUGAUACGGAAUCAGCAUCUUCGUCAACAGAGCUACGAUAUAUCUGAUACUGAUAACCCAAACCUGCCGAGCGGCUGGGAGAUGGCCGUCACACCAACUGGACAAAAAUAUUUCCUGGAUACUCCUAACAGUCAUAGCAAUCAGCAAACGACAUGGGAAGACCCAAGAAAGCCUCAACCUCCUAGUGUUCCCAAUCAGCUGAGCAAACCAAACACAAAUACAAAUAAUAAUCAGGUGCAGCAGAUCAUCAUGCAAGGCAACGGUCAGCCCCUGCCGUCCAUGCAUGAUCUCGGGCCGCUGCCGAUCAACUGGGAGCAAGCCGUGACACCAGAGGGCGAGGUUUAUUUUAUCAAUCACGUCGAAAGGACGACAACAUGGCUGGACCCUAGGAUUGCCAUGAGGGCGCCAGGUACAGUCCAGGCAGCCGCGGCAGCCUUACAACAAUCGCAGAACAACUCCAACCCUCCCCCCAGCCACUCUGUAGCAACUGCCUCUUCUACAACAUCACUGUCACAACAGACACCACAGCUACCACCACCGCCACCACCACCACCAAUCAGUCCCCCACAACCGCCAAGCCAGCAGGGAGGGCCGAUGACACAACAGCAACAGCUGCAGCAGAAGCUACGCCUUCAAAGAGUGCUGAUGGAGAGAGACUGUCUUCAGAGACAACACAUGCGUAUCCUGCAGCAGGCGCAGCAGAAUCCUAAAAGUUUGUCCUCCUGCCCCAACCUCUUCCCUAGAAGCGACAGAUUUCAAAAUGAGCUAGCUCUGCGACGUGAGCUGCGGGACUCUCUGCCUAACAACAAUAACAACGACUCCAUCACCGGAGGAACUGACCCCUUCCUGAGCAGUAGUAACACCACCAACUUCCACCGGCGAGAGGAGAGCGGUGACAGUGGGUGUGGUCUCAGCAACGUCAGCCACCCCAGGACGCCAGAAGAUCUCUUGAACACCCUGGAAGACAUGGACUCGUCUGAAGCGCCCCCUACAGACCGCAAGCCGUUAGACAAGCAAGCGCCACGCCCUCUUCCGCCCCUGGCCAGUAUGGGGGACUUCUUGGAGACCCUCCCUAGCACCAACGUGGACAUGGCCUCGAUGGACACCAUGGACCCGUCUGACAGCGGCACGGCAGUCACCUCCAUGGACAGUGACGACCUCGUCCCGUCCCUCCCCGAGGCCCUCGACUCUGAUAUCCUUAGUGAUGUGGGCGACGUCGGCGAUGUCAACAAUUUUCUUACCUGGUUAUAGGGCCACUAUCCACUAUUACAGACCUUUGUCCUGCAACCGAACCGGCCUUUCUCGUUGCUGGGCCACAAGACUUGGGAGACAUCUGCAGCCAACAAGCCGUGCUAGAGAUACAUGUAUGAUACUGGAUGCAGCUCUGAAUGAUGCGGGUUUGAUUGCAGGUGGACUGGAUUAUGGAAAGGGUCAAAGGUCAUGAGUCAUGGGUCAGUCGUCUUGAUGUAGCCUUUCAAGAUCCAGUAACAGUAAAAAAUUUUAAAGGACUUGGGCUAGUGGUCGGGAACUCAUCCCAUGCAUGCGCACGAUGUUUUCCUUGAAGAAUGCAUGAUGAAACGGACAUGAUCAACCGGACCCCUUGACUGAAUGGCACAGACGUGGGAGACGACAUCAGUACUCUGUUGAUGGUUGUAAUGGCAAUGAACACAGCAACCUCCUCUUCAUGAUGUCAAAUUGAUGUGAUGACACACAGAUAUUUUGAUGGCGACCCGAGAGGGGAUCGAUUGAUAUACAUCUCCUCAGAGUGAUUCUUGUCGGGCUUUAUCCCCCCCAAAAAAAUGUUGUCUAAAUGUAUAGAAUUGUCUAAAAGUAUAACUUGGCUAUUUGCCUCACUUCAUUUUCCUUCAAACAUCCAAAUCCCCAAAUCGACACCCUAUGUAUUAUGUUGUUACAUCUAACCUACAUGUACAAGAAGAGCUACAACUGUUUAAAUCUAGUAUGGUGAAGGUCUUCAAUACUUUUCGAAACUGCGAGGAAAAGGUUUGCAAGCGAGUUAGUCACUGCAUAACAGGAGAGAUAUGAUGUUUGCACUCAUCAGGUGGCAUAGCGGUACAACGCUAGGCCUGUGAUAUAUGCUUGUGAUUCCAAGGUCAUCUCGCAAAGAAGGGUGUAGCUGCAGUUUCAUAGUAUUGGACAUCCGCAAGAUAUCAGCUGAAAUACUCCAGCAGAACGAGAUGAGAUGUGUUGAUGCAGUAUGUCAUUGUGAUGUGCACAGUGGCCUGCAUGUAAACACACCUUGCAAAUGGGGAAUGCCAGCUGGGGAUAAUUAGGGAUGGCUACUAAUGUAUUCAAAUAUAUGCAUCAUACUUAACCAAUUGUAAUAAUCCUCUAACAACAUAUAAUUGUACAUCAUUAUGUGGAUUACCAUACUAAAUUAUGCAGGGCCAUUUCUAGGCUUGAGGCAUCUUGUAGAGGAAGUUGCUUUUAUAUAAUUCACCCUAGGAAUUUUCCGUUGGUUAGACUGCACUGCCUUGGCCCUCUAUCUAUUGUACUACUGUGCGUAUUCUGGUCCGUAACUGCUCCCACAAUGCAUUGCCAUCAUCUUGAUCAUGUGAUCAGUAUAUACCAACCAACUCUGCCUGCAAUGAGGAUUAUUGCCUUUAUUGCUUUUGCAUACAAAUAGUGCCUUUGAUCAAACAGUACAUACCAGUGAUAACAAUAUAGUCUGCUCGGAGCCAAGAGGGCAUUAUCUCUUGGGUUAAUGUCUUUCUGGCUCUUAACAGUCGAUAUUUGAUCAGGUGUUUAUGGAGUUAUCCUACACUAUCCAGAAAACUUAGUGCCUUUUUUGUGUAUAAGUCCAACCAAAGAUGUUUGUAUUGUAUCAAAAUAAAAGUGUAUUCAACUUGGCAGCUUUUGCAAGACAGCUGUAGGUUAAGAAAAAUAUGUGGUCUCAUUUGAAAAUUGCUGCCUUAUGUACGGAAGACUACAGGUAUUCAAGUAUAGAUGUAUUCUCGAUUAUACAGUACAGUGCCUACUAGGUUUAUGUUUAUAUUUAAUCCACUUUUAAAGCCAACAAACAGCCUGCCUUAUUUUAUGAACAUGGCAAAAGAAUUGCUCUGAAGCAUCUAUUCAUGGUUUUGAAAGCUCUUUGUAUUCAUGUUUCUGGCUCGUUCAGAGAGAAAGCAUUUCAUAUGGGCUGUUUGUAGCAGUACUACGUGUUUGUGGUCAUCUUGUAAAUUAUACA